Molecule: messenger RNA, 7598 nt
Organism: Rhipicephalus sanguineus (brown dog tick)
Lineage: Eukaryota; Metazoa; Arthropoda; Arachnida; Ixodida; Ixodidae
Product: Down syndrome cell adhesion molecule-like protein Dscam2
Exons: 28
Coding region: 1-4695 (1564 amino acids)
Biological process (GO): axon guidance; homophilic cell-cell adhesion; dendrite self-avoidance
Cellular component (GO): plasma membrane; axon
Molecular function (GO): cell-cell adhesion mediator activity
Source: RefSeq, a predicted model, not a curated record
AUGAGUCGACUCACCCAGACUCACUCGGCCUCAUAUGGAGCCGUGAGUCUGAGUUUGGUGAGGGCGGCCCGAGAGGAGCGUCGGGGUCCCUUCUUCACGCGUGCACCGCCAGAGCGAGUGGAGUUCCUCAACUCGUCCCAAGCAGUGGUGCCGUGCGAGGCCCAGGGAGUGCCUCAUCCCGAAGUGUGGUGGUGGCGCGUGGGCUCCGAGGGUCCCGCGCCAGAUAUUCCCGGCCUACGUCAUGUGCGAACGCACGACGGAGCGCUCGUGUUCUCGCCAUUUCGGGCCGAGGAUUUCCGACAGGAUAUUCACGCCGCGGUGUACCGAUGCGGUGCCCGAAACUCCGUCGGCUCCAUCAUCAGCGGUGACGUCCACGUCAGGGCCGCCGUGAACCAGGAGUUCGACGUACAAGUGUACGACGAGUUCGUCAUCAAAGGCAACACGGGAGUCCUACGCUGCCAGAUACCGAGCUUCGUCAAGGAAUACGUCACGGUGACGUCAUGGGUGCGGGACGAUGGACUCGUCGUACACGCCGACACAGAUUCAAGUGGUCGUUACACUGUGUUCCCUUCUGGCGAGCUCCACGUCCGCAAAGUGGACCCGGGCACAGACAGCCAUCGCAAGUACUACUGCCAGGCAAAGCACAGACUCACGGGAAAAGUCCUUAGAAGCACUACAGUUGCCAGGCUGAUCAUCAUUGACACGCACGUGAACACAGCACCGAGGCUAACCGAUCGCAGGCCCGUGGUUCGGGCACGCCAAGGAGACAACGUGAAGAUCCCGUGCGCAGCGCAAGGUUACCCGAUUCCCACGUACUCCUGGCACCGCCUCGAAGGCGGCUGGAAGGUCUCGCUCGACUCGGCAGGUCGAGUGUCUCAGGCUGACGGCACGCUCCUCUUCAGACGUGCCGUAGUCGGAGACGGCGGCAAGUACGUGUGCGUCGUCAACAAUUCCAUCGGCGAGGACAGGAUGGAGACGCAACUCACGAUCACAGCCCCAUUGACGGCGACGGUUCGUCCGAGGCGAAUAGUGGCGACCGAGGGAGCGCCGGCGACACUCAAUUGCACCACCUCGGGUCACCCUGUGUCCUCCGUGGUGUGGCUCAAGAACGGACAGCCUGUCGUCUCCUCGCGCGUCAAGAUGCUCACGCGGGAGAGAUUGCACAUACCAAACGUGCUACGGGACGACAAAGGAAUGUACCAGUGCUUCGCGCUCAACGACUACGACUGGGCUCAGGGCACGGCUGAGAUCACGCUAGGCGACGAUCCUCCCGUCCUUGUGCACCGGUUUUCCGAGCAGACAGUGGAUCCAGGUGCACCGGUGUCGCUCAAGUGCGCAGCGACGGGUGCGCCCCUGCCGCAGAUCACGUGGAGUCUCGACGGAGAGCCCGUUGUCGAAAACAUGCGCGUGCGCAUUGGAGACUUCGUCACCAACGACGGACAGGUGAACAGCUUCGUGAACUUAACGGCCGCUACUACUGAGGACGGUGGCCGAUACCAGUGUCACGCGAGCAACGACGUGGAAACCGUGUCCCACGGCGCACGGAUGAACGUGAGGGGUCAUCCGUUCGUUCGUGUCAUGCGCAACGUGUCGGUGCUGGCAGGACGCACGCUGAUGGUUCACUGUCCGGCCGCCGGAUACCCGCUCACUCAAAUAUUCUGGCAUAAAGGGGACGCCCGGCUACCACAGAGCAAGCGCCAGAGCGUUUUCCGAAACGGCACGCUUACCGUGCAUCGCGUGGAGCGGAGUGCCGACGAAGGCUUCUACAGGUGCACGGCCACAGGCCCCUCGGGGAAGUCGGCCUCCAGGGAACUCUACGUUAGUGUCAUGGUGGCGCCUGUUGUGGGUCCCUUCUCGUUUCCGGCGAACCUGAAAGAAGGCAUGCGGGCCAUCGUCACCUGCUCCGUGCUCGAAGGAGACAGCCCAGUACGCAUACGAUGGCUCAAGGACAGCGCGCCAGUGGCGCCGGACGGCCGGAACGUCAAGGUCGAAUCCAGCAACGAAUUUUCCUCCACACUGUUCAUCAAGCAGGUUGGCUACCGGCACCGCGGCGAGUACACGUGCGUGGCAUCAAAUCUAGCCGCGUCCGCAAAUUAUUCUUCAAACAUGGUUGUCAACGUGCCACCACGGUGGAAAGUGGCCCCACGAGAAAAGGCGGCAGUGGUUGGAGAGAACGUCGUGAUCGAUUGUCAAGCCGAAGGUUUCCCUCCGCCCAGGAUAUGGUGGGAGAAAUCAUCAGCCGCAAGACCGUCCGAGUACAAAGUGAUCAUCAGCAACUCUCACAUACAUGCCCUUGAAAACGGCUCGCUCAUGGUACGCGAGGCCGAGCGCAACGACACCGGCUUUUACCUCUGCCAGGCCAGCAAUGGCGUCGGUUCUGGAAUCAGUAAGGUCAUCGAACUCAAAGUGCACGUGUCAGCCCACUUUAAAAACGCAUUCAACUCGAAGACUCUCCGCAAAGGCAACACAGCUCGCAUCAAAUGCGAAGUUUUCGGCGAGAAGCCACUGACCAUCUCAUGGAGCAAAAACGGUCAAUCGAUAUCUGCGAAGCAAGAUCAACGGUACGAAAUAAAAACCAGCGAGACCGAAGACAGCGUCCAAUCACAACUGGAGAUUCAUGCCGUCGACCGGAGAGAUUCGGCACUGUUCGCAUGCCAUGGGAGCAACGAGCAUGGCAAAGAUGAAACUAGGACGCAGCUGAUUGUGCAAGAAGCUCCUGGGGCUCCGUUCAACGUGCGGACUUCCGACGUCACAAGUCGGUCUAUGACAGUUUCAUGGGACCAGCCUUACACGGGGAACAGUCCUAUCUCUGCCUAUCGAGUGCAGAGCAAGACUUCAGGGACCAAAUGGAGUGGAGACAUCCAGGAAAACAAACUUCAAGGAAGAGUGACUACGCUUACUCUUAGGGAUCUGCGUCCAGUCACCACGUACAUCGUAAGGAUACAAGCAGAGAACACCUUAGGUGCUGGAGAGUUCAGUCAAGAAAUACAGGUCACAACCGAUGAGGAAGCACCCGAAGGCCCACCACUGAAUGUUCAAGCUUCUCCAGCGUCAUCAACAUCUCUGAAGGUAUCCUGGCAGCCGCCUAAAAGAGAGUACCAGAACGGCCUGCUGAAGGGAUACUACGUUGGUUACAAGAAGCAUGGCAGUUCGGAUACGUAUACAUACAAGACCGUGGACACAACGGGCAGCAUCAGAGAAGAGGUUGUGCUUACUUCACUGCAGCGUUCCACAAAGUAUGCCGUGCUCGUGCAAGCAUUCAACGAAAAAGGAACGGGUCCGCCGUGCGAGGAAAUACACCUUGAAACUUUCGAGAACGAUCCACCCCCACCACCCACGUUAAGCGUCUUCAGCACGAGCUCUACGUCCAUUCAGCUGCAGUGGAGCCCGAAUGAGGGCGAAGAUACGUCUAUAAUAGGUUACUAUAUCUACGUGAAGGUUCAGCACGGCACCUGGGAAGAGCAUCAGGUUUCGGCUCAUCAGACGACGCACACUUUUCAAGACCUUCUUUGUGGAACCAAUUACCAGUUCUACGUCGCCUCGUACAACAAGAUGGGCAAAAGCGAUCCCAGUGAAGUGAUUUCAGCAAAAACUCAAGGAUCACCGCCAGUGGCGCCUAAGCGUGACGCCGUGAUAAGUGUGAACGGGACGACGCUGACGGUGCACCUGAGCAGCUGGAGCACUGCGGGAUGCCCGAUCCAGUCGUUCACAGUUCACUACCGCAUACAGGAGGAAGACUACGACUGGGUGCUCGUGUCCGACGCUAUCCCGGCCGAGCAGAAAGUGCUUGUGAUUUCGGGGCUGCUGCCAGGAAAGUGGUACCUUCUGCGGGUGGCAGGCCACAGCGAAGCCGGCACAACAGAACAGGAAUACACUUUCAGCACGCUUACGAAAACGGGAGCGAGCAUUCCACCGCUGAACAGCCUUGAAAGCCGGCGGCCCGCCUUCUACAAGAGCGUCAGCAUCAUGGUACCCCUCGUGUGCGUGGCGGCGAUGCUCGUUCUCAUCGUGGCUGUGCUUGCUUUCAUCAUACCCCGGAGACGUAGACAGGCGACGCCUCAUCACUACAGAGACCCAUGCCCAGAUGACAAGAACAUGGAGGCCCUGAGCCUUUCCAUAUUGAAACAGACGGGAGAGCACAUGGAAACUGCUAGCCCCGGCAAGGAACCGCUCUACUAUCCAUCCCCUUACGCAAUGGGCCGAGUGCAGACACUGAGUAAGCAAGGCGUUGGUCCCUCAGACGCCGAAGCUGCCGCUGCAGCUGCGCAAACACUGAAGAGGGCGAGAAGGGAGCACAUCUACGAGAUUGAAGAGGAAAGCUACCCUCGCGUGGCAGAUGGUCCAAAUGAACACGUACCGAAUAUAUACCAGACACCUAAAAAAUCAGCGAUGACAGCAAAUAUGAACUCGCGCUCCACAGCACAUAUGACAAUCGAUGGAAGACGAAUACUGAGGGAACGAGAAAGAAGCCACAGAACAGCUUUCAAGUCCUCGAGUCUGGCAUCGGACGGCCAUUCCGCCGAUGACAGUGACAGUGAAGGAGCGUCCUACACAUUCCAGCGAACAAAGGUAGGAAGUUACGGAGACCACACGGAGAUCUCGGAGGCGGAAUGCGACCGGGAACAACACGCCAGAGCCGCAAAACGCCUGGAAGCACUAGGAAUCCACGUUAGCCCCGGCUACAGCAUAACCUGAGGUCUACUGCGCUCCCACCGUCGGGCGGAUGUGAGAGAGACUUGCGUGUGACGCCACAACAUUCCGCAGACGCCCCCCGGCCGAAAGCACGCAACUGUGCGGACAUUGCAGCGCUGUCCAUCGUCACUGUGCCUCCAUAACGUGCCGGUAUACAAUGUGGACAAGUACUGAAUACCAGCGGUCUUCUGGAAGCCUCGAGGGGCCUCUGAAGCCUGCAAUUAUGUGCCUCAAGUUAACUGCCGAGUGAUUUUUUUUUAUUUGUACGUGACUGUGAUUUCAAGGACACUCUUGAUGCAUUUGUGAAGCAGUGGAAUAUUCUUGUGUCGUGCGAGAGCUUUUCUUACUGCCAAAAGUGUCGUCGAGAGUUUCUACUGUGAGAGUGAAAGACGUAAUCACUGUUUUUAAGCAACGCAUUUUGUUACACAAAUGAUUUUUGUUGUUGUUGUUGAAAACAAAUAGAUCGCAAGGCACUUGCUAUGAAUAAUAUUUUUUCGUCCAGUACAGAAAGACGAAACACAAACGUUGUGCAGUUUAACAAGAAAGAAAAAGGAGCGAAAAAUUGAACAGUAGUUGGAAUGACACCAAUUGUAAAAUAAAUCACAAAGAGCUGCCGGAAAUUCAACGGUGCGGAGUUCGUACAUUUAUGCUGCCAUGUCUUAACAGCAACACUAUAAACCAAAAUGAUGCUUCGCGCCCUCUUUAAGGAGUCGAAAUUAGGGCUGCCGCAACUUCUGACGAUUGCGUGCAGUGAACAAAAGUGUGUCACAAGACGAAUGAUGUAGUUCUGCCCGUGAAGAAAUUUUUGUAAUUCAAAGUUACUUUUUCAGUGAUUUAACAUUCGUUCAUGUGCAUCAACAAGACAAAUCAUGCUCCUUAGUGUAAAACUAACUUGUUGUGCCAAUCAGUUCAUUCACCUUCUAUUACCUAUUAUUGUUGUAUAUCGCCAUAAUCAAGCAAAAGGACAUUACCGAUAAUGUGUCCUUAUUGAUCCGUGACAAUUAUUAUGUCGUACGGCUCCCCUUUUUUAGCAAGAAAAAGGAAAUUCCUAGUUUUAAAAAUCAGUUAUAAUAGCGUUUGUUUUGUUGUCAUUAACUGGGGCGACAGCCAUUUAUAUAGGCUACCUUAUAAAGUGGGCAAUGGUGCACGAGCAACAUAAGACGGUAGCCAAAUAUGCCAGUUUUCGGUAUGUUCUUUAAGCAAUACGUUAAAAUUGAUCGAUGAAGUUCUAGGUGAUAAACAUUUAGGUCAAAAUGUUUUGUUUCGCCGCGAUUAUUGAUACCUAGCUGUCAUUAUUAUGUCGAUGUCAUGUUCUGUCUGAAUAGAUGUGACUGUUGGAUACAUUUACAUUUGUUUUAACGUGACAAUCGGAACCAGUUAAGCACAUAUGCAGUGUGGCUUGAAAGCACAGUCUAUGAACAGCCCCUAACUGAGAAUUAAGGUCCAUUUUAUACUGCCAAGGUAACUACGGUGCUCUCCUGAACUGCUUUCCGCUAGUAUUCGAACUGUGUUUCAGUUUUUACUGGGCUUUCGAGCGUGCAUUCCAAGUCGACUGAAUUUUUCUAUCAGAAUGUGGACAUAUGACGCACUGUCUACUGCCACGUCGUCAUACUCAAAUAUAUACUGUAAUGUAUCGCGCCGAAAUUCCAAGGCAAAGCUAGUACCCUCUAAUUCUGUAAAUGAGUAAAUAAUAUUCAGGAAAUUUUCUUUAUCUGACAUUCUCAUUGAAUUCCGUUUAACGUUUUCUCCAAUGCUUCUACCAGUGCGUUUUAUAGUUCACCAAAUAGAUCUCGGAGUAGAAAAGCGUAUGCAUUUGUCAUUUCUAGUACGUACAAAGAAACUUCAAUAUGUUAUUGAAUUUAACGUGCCAGUAAGUUCAUGAAUUCAUAAGUUAAUAUAAGAUUAUCAACGACAAUCAGUAAAAUAGUAAAAAUCAUGAAUAUACAUAAAAAAGUAAACAAAGACCGCAUUGUCUUAAUGUGCGAUGUAAAAGAUGGUUGCGGUUACUACACUGAAAACUUCAUUCAUCAAAACAGUGUUUGCGCUCCGUAUCAGCUGAAGCACCGCAGGAGGCGUUAUGAGGAGAGGAUUCUCAGCGCCUUGAGUUCGCUCUGCCGACCUUCAAUGGACUCCUGUGCACGCUAUCCUGUUCGCGUAUGCAGCAUCACGUAGCAGCUGAACAAAAUAGGCGCUGCUUCGGUCACAUCUCUGUGAUGACAAAUUAUCCGAAACGAGUCAAUGUUCCCAUAUAUUACAUUUUUACUUAAGAGUACAUAACAUGUAAUUUCUUUUUUCGACAGGAAUCUGCUGCCAGAAACAAGUUUCGGACAAGCGUGCAUCUAUAAACAGUGUCACUCUCAAAAACGCGUGUGUAACGUUGUACACUGUGUUUCAGACGCGUUGCAGAAGCCGGUGUGAUAUUUUUUUUUCCUAACAAAAUGUAAAUACCGACGCUGUCGACGCCUGCUUCAGUGAAGCAGGUAGCAUUUCAUAUCUGAGAUACAAAUGGAUGAAGCUGCUACAUCGAUGUAAAGACUUUCUGUUGACAAUUUGCACGUUACAUGUCUUGCGUGAGUGAUGUAUGCUGUGCAAUAGGGCAGUUUCAUAAUACGAGAAAUGAAAUGUCAUUGCUCAUUGCAGAACAAGCUGCGAAAGUCACAGAAACAUUUCGCUCACGGUAAAUCCUUUGUUAUACUUAAGCCCCGUCAUUUUUUUAAUGACGUGUCACUCAACACGUUGCGAAUACGAGAGGAUAAAAAGGAUGGUUUAAAAUCCAGUCAUGCUAACUAUCCAAUAUUUCAUCGUUGGUUGUUGGACGCUUACAUUCCUUGGCCUUGAGAAAGUUCCCAUUGAUAUUCUAAAAACGUUUAUGUUGAGUUUCCACAGACGCAAUAAAUGUUGUAUUG